AAAUAAGUGGAACGCUUCCCGGCGCUAUACGCAAGUCGAUCAAGUUCCAAACUGCAAAUUCGAAUACGCAAACUCAAUUAAGUGGCAACCAGAUACAGAUUCGGUUAAUAGUUGCGCACUCAAGUCUCGUAUUAGAAACUCGAUUCCACCCGUGGAAACUAAAAAUGGCUGGCAGUUUGUGAAAUUUAGUAAAUAAAGAUUCAAAGGGGAAAAAUAAGAAACAAAGAAGCAAAAAAUUAUCUUUGUGACUAAAGGAUCUAAACUAGUUCACAAGCAAGCAGAAUGCCCAGCUGGAGCGUGACGAAUGCGUUUCGCGUGCUCACACGCAAGAAGCCCCUGGAGGACUCGAAUGAAUCCAAACUGGCCAAGGUCUUAUCCGCCUUUGAUCUUACCGCCCUGGGAAUCGGAUCGACGUUGGGUGUGGGUGUUUACGUCCUCGCUGGCGAAGUGUCCAAGCAAUAUGCUGGGCCUGCCGUGGUCGUGAGCUUCCUGAUCGCUGCCAUCGCCUCGAUCUUCGCCGGAUUGUGCUAUGCGGAGUUCGGAGCUCGGGUUCCAAAAGCGGGAUCGGCGUAUAUCUACAGCUAUGUGACUAUUGGCGAGUUUAUCGCCUUCCUCAUCGGCUGGAAUCUCAUUCUCGAAUACGCAAUCGGCUCUGCCAGUGUCGUCAAGGGUUUAAGCACCUAUCUCGACCAGCUUUGCGGCAAUCCGAUGAGUAGUUUCCUGGGCACCCACAUGCCCCUCAAUAUUGAGGGAAUGAGUGCCUAUCCGGAUCUGUUUGCCUUCGUGGUAACCAUACUUUUUUCCCUGGCCAUUGCAGUUGGAGCCAAGGAAUCUACCAGGGUGAACAAUGUCUUUACCAUGCUCAAUCUUGGAGUGGUGUUGUUCGUCAUUAUCGCGGGUCUUUUUAAAGUUUCCAGAAGCAACUGGUCCAUUCCAAAAUCGGAGGUACCCGAGGGUUACGGCGAUGGUGGAUUUAUGCCGUACGGAGUUUCGGGCAUAAUCAAGGGUGCUGCUGUUUGCUUUUACGGCUUCAUUGGCUUCGACUGCAUUGCCACAGCUGGAGAGGAGGCCAAGAACCCCAAGAAGUCCAUUCCAUUUGCUGUGAUUGUCUCGCUGGCCAUGAUCUUUCUGGCCUACUUUGGAGUGUCCACAGUGCUGACCAUGAUGCUACCCUAUUUUGAGCAGGACGAAAAGGCUCCACUGCCCCAUGUCUUUCGGAUAAACGGCUGGCAUGUGGCCGAGUAUGUUGUCAGUAUUGGAGCGAUGUUUGGACUGUGCUCCAGCAUGAUGGGAGCCAUGUUCCCGUUGCCAAGGAUCGUAUUUGCCAUGUCUAACGAUGGAUUGCUGUUCAAAUUUCUUGGAGACAUUAGCGAGAAGUACAAGACACCUUUCAAGGGAACCAUGAUCACAGGUCUGCUGACUGGUAUUCUGGCAGCCGUUUUCAAUCUCAGCCAACUGGUGAACAUGAUGUCCAUUGGCACUUUAUUGGCCUAUUCCAUGGUGGCGAGUUGCGUCCUUAUGCUGCGCUACGAAGUGGACGAUCGACGGGAGAGCCGCAUUGUGGCAAAUGGACGUGCCACGGGUCUGGAGCAGGAUCAUCCCGGUGCCCUCUGGAGGCGGAUAUUCAACCUAAACGGUCAGACAGUACCCACAAAGCAGACUUCAAGGAUCGUCACCUACAGUGUCACGCUGUUCUCUCUUUGGUGCAUGGUUUUCUCGCAGAUUCUGACCAAGUUCGAGGAGGAUCUGGCUAACGUGACGUCCUUCGACGGUAUUAAGCUGGUGCUGGGCACCAUCCCCCUUGCAGUACUGCUCCUGAUUAUCUCGCGCCAACCAACAUCAGGGGUGAAAUUGUCGUUCAAGGUUCCCUUGGUACCCUGGCUACCGGGCAUUUCCAUUCUGAUUAACAUUUACCUGAUGAUCAAGUUGGAUAUUCUCACAUGGGUGCGCUUUAGCAUAUGGAUCGCAAUAGGCCUGACUAUCUUUCUGGCCUACGGCAUCCGUCACAGCCGACUGAGGCAGCGGGAACAGCGCAACAAUUCCAUCGCCAUGAUGCGGGAUUGCAGCAAUACGGCGUUGUUGGGCGGCCAGGAAAACUCAAAAUACAGCAACGAGGUGCCCCUGAUAUUGAUGCACAGUACAUCCUAAAUACGUAUUGAUAUUUAACAUUUAAUAUUUAACAUACUAUACAUUUAAAUUUUGCCUGCAAGAUACGCGAUCAUCAUCCACAUACUCACGUAUGUAAUUUACACAUGCACUUAUCCUCAUAUCGUUAAAUAGGAUACCAAAAACUACGAAAGUACAAUAAGUAAGCUGAAAGCAAUAAACACGAAUAUUCCUAUGCUAAAUA
Drosophila erecta is the source of this 2350-nucleotide messenger RNA. RefSeq names its product cationic amino acid transporter 2. Lineage: Eukaryota; Metazoa; Arthropoda; Insecta; Diptera; Drosophilidae. Gene Ontology annotation, cellular component: plasma membrane. The coding region runs from base 283 to 2148 and encodes 621 amino acids. The transcript is spliced from 5 exons. Gene Ontology annotation, molecular function: amino acid transmembrane transporter activity. The record is from RefSeq and is a predicted model, not a curated record. Gene Ontology annotation, biological process: transmembrane transport; amino acid transport.